AUGAACGCAACGAUGGGCGCCACACAACCCCUCCUCGACUGGAUUGCAGCACAUCCCUACCAGACAGUCUUCCACGUCGUCAAUGGUGUCGUACUCCUCACACCUGCAGCGGCUACUGUGCCUUUCUUCAGUGCACUUGGUUUGAGUGCGGGAGGACCCGUAGGUGGUACGUCAUCGCCUACCUACCCCGGUACUUACUCUGAGUUUGAUGCUGAUAAUAUCCUAGGCUCAACAGCAGCUUCUAUCAUGAGCUACUUUGGCUACGUACCAGCAGGUGGGAUUUAUGCGACAGCACAGAGUGCAGCUAUGGGCGGCUAUGGUGCGAGUAUUGCUGCUGGGGCAGCCCAGGCAAGUGCCUUGGUGAGUUCUGGAGCUGCGUGGUUGUUUGGACGCAACGGUACUGGAGUCUAG
Alternaria atra is the source of this 411-nucleotide messenger RNA. RefSeq lists its product as uncharacterized. NCBI's taxonomy places the organism in Eukaryota, Fungi, Ascomycota, Dothideomycetes, Pleosporales, Pleosporaceae. The transcript has a single exon. The record is from RefSeq and is a predicted model, not a curated record. Bases 1 to 411 code for a protein of 136 amino acids.